Molecule: messenger RNA, 4182 nt
Organism: Microcebus murinus (gray mouse lemur)
Lineage: Eukaryota; Metazoa; Chordata; Mammalia; Primates; Cheirogaleidae
Gene: OSBP2
Product: oxysterol binding protein 2
Cellular component (GO): perinuclear endoplasmic reticulum; cytosol; plasma membrane
Molecular function (GO): cholesterol binding
Source: RefSeq, a predicted model, not a curated record
UCAGCCGCGCUCGGGUCGGCGGGCUCUAUGGGGAAAGCGGCCGCUCCGAGCCGAGGCGGGGGCUGCGGCGGCCGCUCCCGCGGGCUGUCGUCGCUGUUCACGGUUGUCCCCUGCCUGUCCUGCCACACGGCGGCGCCGGGCAUGAGCACCUCCACGUCCGGCUCCGGGCCGGAGCCCAAGCCUCAGCCCCAGCCAGUGCCCGGACCCGAGCAGGAGUUGCUGUCAGAAGAGGAGUCAGAGCCAGUUUUCGACCCGCUGCCAAGAUCGCAGCUUAUGAUCCAGAGGAAAAACGAGCCAAGACCAGCGGCUGGGCAGGGAUUGGACCUGGUGCCGGGGUUGCGGACGGGGUCAGAGUUCGGUCCAGGUGUGAGGAUUGGGCCCUUCGCCGAGGCGGCGUCAGAGCAGGUCUCCCCUGGAUUGGGGAGCGCGCCCUCGCUCAAACCUGGGUCAGAGGCGCCGGCAUUAAAGCCUCUUCAGCGACUUGGACAGGCAAAGACUUAUGCUGGGGUUCCAAUGUCAGGAAGUGGCGUGACCCCCAGUGCCCCAGUGGCCUCACUGCCUCUGGACAGCUUCAAGGGCUGGCUCCUCAAGUGGACCAACUACCUGAAGGGCUACCAGCGCCGCUGGUUCGUCCUUGGCAAUGGCCUGCUGUCUUACUACAGAAAUCAGGGUGAAAUGGCUCAUACCUGCCGUGCAACCAUCAACCUGUCCACUGUGCACAUUGACAAGGAGGACUCUUGUGGUAUCUUGCUGGUCAGUGGAGCAAGGAGCUACCACCUCAAGGCAAGCUCAGAGGCGGAACGGCAGCAGUGGAUCAACGCCCUUCUGCUGGCCAAGGCCAAGGCUGUCCGCAUGAUGAACACGCAUUCAGAUGACUCUGGGGACGACGAGGACACUGCCACUCCAGCUGACAAGAGUGAGCUACACCAAACCCUGAAGAACCUCUCCUUGAAGUUGGACGACCUCGGCACGUGCAAUGACCUCAUCGCCAAGCACGGGGCCGCACUGCAGCGCUCCCUGAACGAGCUGGACGGCCUCAAGAUCCCGCCCGACAGUGGGGAGAAGCUGAAGGCGGUGAACGAGCGGGCCACGCUCUUCCGCAUCACGUCGAAUGCUAUGAUCAACGCCUGCAGGGACUUCCUGGAACUAGCAGAGACACACAGCCGGAAAUGGCAGCGGGCGCUGCAGUAUGAGCAGGAGCAGCGCGCCCACCUGGAGGAAACCAUCGAACAGUUAGCCAAGCAGCACAACAGCCUCGAGCGGGCCUUCCGCAGCGCCCCCGGCCGGUCCAACAACCCCACCAAGAGCUGCAGUGAGGGAAGCCUCUCGACUCACAAAGGAGAGGACAGUGAGGAAGAUGAAGAUACCGAGUACUUUGAUGCCAUGGAAGACGCCACAUCCUUCAUCACCGUGAUCACCGAGGCCAAGGAAGACAGAAAAGCCGAAGGUGGAACUGGGGCAGGCUCAGUGGACUGGACCUCAUCAGACAACGCAAGUGAGGAGGUGCUUAAUGCUGCCUCACUUGUGCCCAAGGAUUCAUCCAAGGUCAAGAGAAGAGUCAGCAUCCCCAACAAGCCCAACUACAGCCUUAACCUCUGGAGCAUCAUGAAGAACUGCAUCGGCCGGGAGCUCUCCAGGAUCCCCAUGCCGGUGAACUUCAAUGAGCCCCUGUCCAUGCUCCAGCGGCUGACCGAGGACCUGGAGUACCACCAACUGCUGGAUAAGGCGGCGCACUGCACCAGCUCCGUGGAGCAGAUGUGCCUGGUGGCCGCCUUCUCCGUGUCCUCCUACUCCACCACCGUGCACCGCAUCGCCAAGCCCUUCAACCCCAUGCUGGGGGAGACCUUCGAGCUGGACCGCCUUGAUGACAUGGGCCUGCGUUCCCUCUGUGAGCAGGUGAGCCACCAUCCCCCGUCAGCUGCACACUACGUGUGCUCCAAGCACGGCUGGAGCCUCUGGCAGGAGAUCACCAUCUCUAGCAAGUUCCGGGGAAAAUACAUCUCCAUCAUGCCACUGGGUGCCAUCCACUUAGAAUUCCAGGCCAGCGGGAAUCACUACGUGUGGAGGAAGAGCACCUCCACUGUGCACAACAUCAUUGUGGGCAAGCUCUGGAUCGACCAGUCAGGGGACAUUGAGAUUGUGAACCAUAAAACCAAUGACCGGUGCCAGCUGAAGUUCCUGCCCUACAGCUACUUCUCCAAAGAGGCAGCCCGGAAGGUGACAGGAGUGGUGAGUGAUAGCCAGGGCAAGGCCCAGUAUGUGCUGUCAGGCUCGUGGGAUGAACAGAUGGAGUGCGCCAAGAUCGUGCAAAGCAGCCCCAGUAGCCCCAGCUCUGACGGGAAGCAGAAGACAGUGUACCAGACGCUGCCAGCCAAGAUACUGUGGAAGAAGUACCCGCUGCCGGAGAAUGCGGAGAAUAUGUACUACUUCUCUGAGCUGGCCCUGACCCUCAACGAGCUCGAGGACGGUGUGGCGCCCACCGACAGCCGCCUACGGCCGGACCAGCGGUUGAUGGAGAAAGGCCGCUGGGACGAGGCCAAUGCGGAGAAGCAGCGGCUGGAGGAGAAGCAGCGCUCAUCACGGCGCCGGCGGCUGGAUGGCUGCACGCCCAGCAGCGGCUGUGGCACAGAAGAAGAGAAGGAAGCGGACGUAUACUUGCCACUGUGGUUCGAGAAGAAGCGGGACCCGCUGACGGGGGAGAUGGCCUGCAUAUACAAGGGCGGCUACUGGGAGGCCAAGGAGAGGCAAGACUGGCACAUGUGCCCCAACAUCUUCUGAGCGCCAUCCCUGCAGCCAAUACAGGCGCCUGCACAGCCGGGUCCACCUUUUCUUUAAUGCACUCAACUUAGUACUGAAUGGCCCCUCUCCCACCAACCCCCUAUUUCAGUUCCUUUUUUUUUUUUAACACAUUUUUUGGGCUCCCACCUUGGAAGGAGGAAGGGCUGACCCGGGUUCUCUCUAGCCCCCAGGUGCACCAGGUCACCCAUGCCCCUUCAUUACGCAUUUGGGCCCCAUCAGAACCCCAGCUCUCAGUCACCAAAACUCAGGCCGGCUGGCCCGGGCCAUGGGCUGCCCAAGUCACCAGCCCCUAACCCAGGGAGGAACUGGCCCCUCCUAGGGAGCCUCUUUUGACUUUUUUAGAAAAAUUAUCUCCAUUUCUUUCCAGCCUUGAUGUUUAGUAAAUAUUUUUAGAACAGAACUUAGCAGACAGCUUUCCAAGUGUGCUUUCUUGCCACAAAAGUGUCCUGGCAAGAACCCCUUCUUUUUAAGACAUCAGGAAGCCAGACCCAUUUGAGUUGGGAGCAUUUUGUAGCUCAACAUAGCCAGGCCCUGAUUGUAUCUGAGCUGCCCACCCCCAGGAGCCCAGGACCCCACAGAGACCAGAACAGAAGGUGGGCUGCCCUGGCCCAGCAGAGCACAAGGAGUUUCUGGAUCUACAGCCCACUGACGGGGAGGGGGCACUGAGGGCAGCAGCCCCAGCCUAGCCAUGCUUGGGCCAGGAAGGGCUGGAAGGCAGGGCCUGCGGGUGCUCCCCGCCCCAAGACCCAGGCCCCAAAUCAGCAAUAAUGAACAAUCCCUCAGCUCAGCCUGGGCUGGAGACCCGGGCACCAGCAACCCAGCAUCCUGCCUCGUCCUCAGGCAGCUCCUGGGCUGCCCCAUCUCAGUGCCCCCUGAAUUCUUUAUUUGCCUAAUUUAUAUAUGAUAUAUAAAUAUAUAUAUAUAUAUUUUGCUUAAAUUUCUAUGGUAUGUGAAAAUGAAAAAAAUGAUGAAGACAGGGUAUGCCUGUCUGAGUUUGGCCCUCCUGGUCAGCUGUGCCCUGUCCUCUCCUCAAAACCACUUCCAGCGGCUUCUGCCAACCCAGGGGGACUGGACCACCAUGGCCACUGUCACAGCCCCUCCGAACCUCCCACUCCAAUCUUUCCCACUUUAGUUAAGUCCUGAAAGUUCAUUGCAGGGUUUUUCUUUCUACUCCACGACUGGUUUUGUUUUUAUAAAAAACACAAAAGUGAAAACACCGUGUGAAAUGCCUUACGAUGCCCACUCCAGGGGUGGGGUGCGGCGGGGUGGGGCGGGGCAGGAUGGCCCUACCUGGCCUCCCUGCAGAGCUUUGGGAUGUACCUCCCCCAAUACUGUUUGUGAGCGAGCACCUUUUGACUGGUAAUAAAAAACCUUGGCUUUGGA